AUGACUACGGAUGAACCCAAUGCUUCGACACCCGAUAAGGUCACUGAUUUGACUGACACUGGUAGCACUUCCAACUCUGUAGCGUUGAACUGGACAGCCCCUGCUGACAACGGUGCUAUGAUAUUGAGGUAUAUCAUCAGUGAGGGUGAUAAUACCUAUACAGUUGAUGGUCAUGAUACAUCAUACACUACGCCUUUCUCUGAUGGUGUAAGUGUAAGUUGGAGUAAAGCCAAUAAUCCUCAAUGUGAUCUACCAGUAACUGCCUAUCGUGUUAUUGAUGAUGAUGGUAAUGAACUAUGCCAAGUAGCAGCUAAUGAUGAUGAUGGUGCUCUAUGGUGUGAUGUUACCGGCCUACAGCCCAGUACUUCCUAUAAUAUCAGAGUACAAGCUAAGAACUCUGCUGCUGGAUGGUCUACUAAGUCUUCAUCACCUGUUAAGAUGUCUACUAUUGCUAGUUAA
Molecule: messenger RNA, 459 nt
Organism: Perkinsus marinus ATCC 50983
Lineage: Eukaryota; Perkinsozoa; Perkinsida; Perkinsidae
Exons: 3
Coding region: 1-459 (152 amino acids)
Molecular function (GO): metal ion binding; protein binding; acid phosphatase activity
Source: RefSeq, a predicted model, not a curated record